Molecule: messenger RNA, 1353 nt
Organism: Mesorhabditis belari
Lineage: Eukaryota; Metazoa; Nematoda; Chromadorea; Rhabditida; Rhabditidae
Source: the annotation of a GenBank genome assembly
AUGAAACUCCUAUUUGGUCUCGUUGCGCUUUUGGCUAUUGCCAACGCCCGUUCUCUUGUCAAGAGGGAUAACAGUUAUGGAGAUGAGCCAGUGACACCUGCUGCGCCGGCAGCGGAAAGCCCUGCCCCGGCUGCCGAAGAGCCCGCUGCGCCCGCUGCACCCGCUGGUGGAGAUGUUUCUGGAGGAGAGGCUGCUCCCGCUGAGACUCCUGCUCCCGAAGCACCCGCUCCAGAGGCCCCAGCUGCUCCCGCUGAUGCUGGAUAUCAAGCCCCAGCCCCCGCCGAGCCAGCCACCGAAGCCCCAGCUGAGGAAGCACCAGCACCCGCAGAGCAGCCAGCCCCUGCCGCCGAGGCACCGAAAGUUGAGGCUUCAGGAUAUCGCAAGAAGCGUGACAACUCGUACGGAGACGAACCCGUGGCCCCAGCUGCACCAGCUGAGACUCCUGCUCCAGAAGCUCCUGCACCAGAAGCCCCAGCCCCAGAAGCCCCAGCUGAGACUCCCGCUCCUGAAGCCCCAGCCCCAGAAGCCCCAGCCGAGACUCCUGCUCCUGAGGCUCCCGCCCCAGAGGCCCCAGCUGCUCCAGCUGACGCCGGAUAUCAAGCUCCCGCACCCGCUGAGCCAGCUCCUGAGGCACCGGCUGAGGAGGCACCAGCACCAGCUGAACAACCCGCUCCCGCUGCUGAGGCGCCAAAGGUCGAAGCCUCUGGAUACCGCAAGAAGCGUGACAACAGCUAUGGAGAUGAGCCCGUUGCCCCAGCUGCCCCCGCUCCCGAGGCUCCAGCCCCAGAAGCCCCAGCUGAGACUCCCGCUCCUGAAGCCCCAGCCCCAGAAGCCCCAGCCGAGACUCCUGCUCCUGAGGCUCCCGCCCCAGAGGCCCCAGCUGCUCCCGCUGAUGCUGGAUACCAAGCUCCCGCACCAGCUGAGCCAGCUACUGAGGCACCGGCUGAGGAGGCACCAGCACCAGCUGAACAACCCGCUCCCGCUGCCGAGGCACCAAAGGUCGAAGCCUCUGGAUACCGCAAGAAGCGUGACAACUCGUACGGAGAUGAGCCCGUGACCCCAGCUGCUCCAGCCGCUCCUGAGGCACCUGCACCAGAGGCUCCAGCGCCUGAGGCUCCAGCCCCAGCCCCAGAAGCCCCAGCUGAGACUCCCGCUCCUGAAGCCCCAGCCCCAGAAGCCCCAGCCGAGACUCCCGCCCCAGAGGCCCCAGCCGCCCCCGCUGACGCUGGAUAUCAAGCUCCUGCACCCGCUGAGCCAGCUCCUGAGGCACCAAAGGAGGAAGCCCCAGCCCCAGCUGAACAACCCGCUCCCGCUGCUGAGGCGCCAAAGGUCGAAGCCUCUGGAUACCGUGUC